This is a messenger RNA of Lachnellula hyalina, 993 nucleotides long. RefSeq lists its product as uncharacterized. The transcript is spliced from 3 exons. Lineage: Eukaryota; Fungi; Ascomycota; Leotiomycetes; Helotiales; Lachnaceae. The record is from RefSeq and is a predicted model, not a curated record. Bases 1 to 993 code for a protein of 330 amino acids.
AUGUCUUCACCUACAAAAAUGCCUUCCAAAGGCCCUUAUCUUCCAACAAUGGCUGGUCUGGGAGGCACACCUACCACAACCCUCGACGACCCUAUAACCGCCGUCUUCCUCUUCCUAUUUGUAUGCGGCGCUAUCACACAUAUGACAAUCCUACAAAUCAACCUGAGGAGGGGCACAAAAUUCGUCAUGAGCGGCAUGACAUUUGGUUUCUGCAUGGCCAGAAUAACAGCUUGUACCAUGCGUUUAGUCUGGAGCACCCACCCACACAAUAUAUCCGUCGCCAUCGCCGCCCAAAUCUUCAUCGCGGCCGGCGUCAUCCUCCUCUUCAUCAUAAACCUAAUCUUCACCCAACGAGUUCUGCGAGCCUGUCAUCCUCACUGGGCAUGGACGAAAUGGUUCUCUAUGGCAUUCAAGCUCUACUACGCAUCCAUCGUCAUCAUGCUCAUCGCCCUCAUAACAUGUACCGUGCAGUCCUUCUACACGCUCUCCCACAACACGCGACGCAUCGACCGAGACGUGCAGCUCGUCGGCAGCACGUACUUCGCCACCGCGGCCUUCAUGCCCCUCCCGCUGCUCUUGCUCGUCGGCGUCCUGCCCAAGCAAUCGCGCGUCGAGAAGUUCGGCCAGGGCCGCUUCAGGACCAAGGUCUACGUCCUGGUCUUCUCAUCCCUGCUGCUGACGCUUGGCGCGGCGUUCAGAUGCGGCAUUGCGUAUGUGCCGAAGCCAUUGGCGCACCCGGCUUGGUAUCAUAGCAAAGCGUGCUUCUAUCUCUUUAACUUCACGAUCGAGUUUACGAUCGUGGCGUUGUAUGCAAUUAUUAGGGUUGAUAAGCGCUUUCAUGUCCCGAAUGGCAGCCAUAAGCCUGGGGAUUAUAGUGGGGGGCUGCAGAGGAAGGUGAGUUUGGCGGAUCGUGUUAUGAGUGAGGAGAUGGUUUUUAGUGACGAGCCGAGUUCUGAUACACCGGAAGCGGAGAAGAGGAAUGGGCAUGUGUAG